This is a messenger RNA of Spathaspora passalidarum NRRL Y-27907, 708 nucleotides long. RefSeq lists its product as uncharacterized. The record is from RefSeq and is a predicted model, not a curated record. The annotation marks the transcript as partial. The transcript has a single exon. NCBI's taxonomy places the organism in Eukaryota, Fungi, Ascomycota, Pichiomycetes, Serinales, Debaryomycetaceae.
UAUUGUGCUUGCAGUAUCAUCACCAGCAAUGAAUACAUCAACAAUAUCGCCAGUUGAGAGAUUGGAACUUCUAAAAGCGAAACGACAACAGUCGAAACAACUAAAUCGAGACGCGUUGAUAGCAGAUCGUCAGAAUCAACGAGCCGCAUCAGUCGCUGCUAAAAAGGAAGAAGAGCGUAGACUCAAAGAAGCCGAGGGGGAUUUUCGUGAUAAAGUGGAGGAUGUCAUCGAUCAACGAACGAAGAAUUUGAGUUACACACUUGAGGAAUGCGAGAAGUGGGACAAAACACAGAAGAAAAAGAACGAAGAUGGGACCAAGAAUAUGGAUGCCUUGGCUGCUAGCACGUAUAAGAAAGAAAUUAAAGGAUUAAAGGUGGAUAUAGAAGAGUACAAGAAGCAGAAAGAAGAGAGGAAUGUGAAGGGUGCGAUUGAUUUCAAACCUAGUGAAACAACAAAGAAGGAAUUGGUUGAUAGGUUGAAGGAAGCCAACGAACGUAAAAUGAAGAAAAGAAGGCGAGACAAUGAUGAGGAUGAAGGUGGAUUCAUCAAUGAGAAGAAUCGCCAAUUCAAUAUGAAGUUGAACCGACAGUACAAUUAAUUGCAUCCCCACGUCAAACCAGUCUAGCUCACUCUUGUUUAUACUAAAUUUCGACAAGAACCUGUAGCAGUACCAUAUACGUAGAGCUUUAUAGAGCCAAUGUACUCCGU